AUGACGCCAAACAGAGAAGCCGGUGCGGAAAUUCCAAUGUCGACUACCACUACUUCAGCUUCCCGUUCUACACAGCAACCUCAUCAACCUGCGGGAAACACAUUCUCAUCUCCUUCAGUAGGUUAUGCUCCAGUCCCGACAAAUCCACCACCCCCAGAGUACCCAUACCCAUUAGAGUCACCACCCCCCUAUCCAACAAAAGAAGCGGAACCACAGUACCCACCUCCAGGUCAAUCAUAUCCAUGGCAACAGAAUAUUGGCAGUGCACCAACCCCUGAGAGUCCAUAUAUCACAAUUGCACUUCUAUUGUUCUUAGUUUACGAUGCGGAGCAUUGUCUACCAGGAAACACCAACAAUCUGAAUCUGAAAUUAACUGGUUCGUAUGGAACUCUACAAAGCCCCGAGUACUACCCCCCGGAAUUGGUGUGUGAUUGGCUCAUCACUGUCCCGGAAGGGAGGAAAGUAGAGCUCAGCUUUGAAAGACUUGACUUGGAUUUUGAAACCGCCGAGCAUGGAUGCGAGGAUUACGUGCAGAUUCGUGAUGGAGAUUCAAAGCAGAGUGAUACGAUAGAGUAUUUCUGUGGUAAUGUAAUUCCAAAGCCCUUGAAGUCCAGCGGUCGGUAUAUGUACAUUCGUUUCUGUGCUGACAGUGUGUAUGACACACCACGCCGGGGAUUCAAGGCCACAUUCAAAGCCGUCAAGGAAUUCCGUAAGUUGGUAAUUUUAAAACUUAGGUAAUAUAACACCCUAGAAUGACUUCACAUUCUCACAACAAGUAAACUAUCAUAAAAGUAUAACGUUCCUAUUAGGCUUUCAGAUGGUUGGCCGUUUGAAACGAAUUCUGGUUUCGAAAGACUCUUCUGCCAAUUUUUUUUCCAGUUAAAGUGCCACUAACCCCCCAAAUUUUUUCCGCUAAUAUAAAUCUCCCUCUUUUCCUGAU
Messenger RNA from Orbicella faveolata, 940 nucleotides. Its product is annotated as cubilin-like. The record is from RefSeq and is a predicted model, not a curated record. Lineage: Eukaryota; Metazoa; Cnidaria; Anthozoa; Scleractinia; Merulinidae.